GACAGAGUGAGAAAAAGAGAAGGCAGUGAAAAAAGGAAAAACGGAGAGUAAAAUUGCUGCAGUCAUGGACUUGCGCUCAGAACUGCUCAAGUCCAUUUGGUACGCUUUCACCGCUCUAGAUGUGGAGAAAAGUGGAAAGGUUUCCAAGUCACAACUAAAGGUCUUGUCUCAUAAUCUUUACACAGUUCUGGGGAUCCCGCACGAUCCGGCGGCUCUCGAGGAGCACUUCAGAGACGAUGACGACGGUCCCGUGUCCAGUCAGGGAUACAUGCCCUACCUCAAUAAAUACAUUCUGGACAAGGUGGUGGAAGGCACAUUUGUCAAAGAAAAUGUGGAUGAGCUGUGCUGGACUCUUACUGCCAAGAAGAACUACAGACCCGAGGGAAAGAGCAUUUUACCUGGAAAAGACGCCUUCCGGCUCUGGUGUCUGUUCAUAUUUCUAUCGGAGGACAGAUAUCCACUGGUCAUAAUCCCUGAUGAGGUUGAAUAUUUACUCAAGAAGAUAUGCAUGGCCAUGAGUGUUGAGCUGAACCUUGUUGAACUCGAGGACUUCAUUUCCCAGGAUUCUGUUCAGCAGAAUGGCUUCUCUGUAUGGGCCUUUCUGGAGAUGAUGAAUUCUGGGAAACUAACGAGGGGCAUUGUCAAGGAAACUAUCAGCAUGGCAAUAGAGGAGGUGUACCGGGAAAUAGUGGGUGAUGUGCUGAAAGAGGGAUAUCUGUGGAAGAAAGGUCAGUUGAGGAGAAACUGGACCGAGCGUUGGUUCACCCUGAAACCCAGCACUUUAAUUUAUUUCUCCAGCGAGGACCGCAAAGAUCGCAAGGGCAACAUUCAGCUAGACGGAAACUGCUGUGUAGAGGUUCUUCCUGACAGAGACGGGAAGAGGUGCAUGUUCUGUCUGAAGACGCUCACCAAGACUUAUGAACUUAGUGCAUCUGACACCAAACAGAGGCAGGAGUGGACUACAGCUAUCCAGACAGCCAUCCGGCUGCAUGUGGAGGGUAAGAAGUCUCUUCAUAAAGACCUGAAGCUGAAGCGGCGUGAUCAGCGGGAGCAGAGGGAGAAGAGGCGGGAGGCGAAAGAGCAGGAGCUGCAGCGUUUGCGGGCCCUGCAGGAGGAGCGCGAGAGGAAGAUGGCGGAGCUGGAGCUGCUGAAGGAGGCGCAGAGACAGGCACAGGCACUGCUGGAGCAGGACGAACUCCGGAGGCGACAGCAGCACGAACAGCUCCAGCAGGCCCUGGAGAUCCAGCUCAAAGAGGCUGAAGAGGCACGGGCGAGCAUGCAGGCAGAGAUGGCACUGAAGGAGGCCGAGGCUGAGAGACAGAGAACACGAAUCAAAGAACUGGAGGACAUGCAGCAGCGGCUAGAGGAGGCUUUACAACAGGAAAUCAAAGCCAGGCAGGACGAAGAAGCCUUCCGCUACGCACAAGCUCGGCUGCUGGCUGAGGAAGAGGAGAAGAUGAAGGCCCUCAUGUCUCUCCGUGAGGAGCAGGAGGAGUAUAUCCAGCGAGCCCAGCGGGAGAAACAAGAGCUCAGAGAGGAAAUGGAAAGCAAGUCUCGAUCUCUGGAUGAGGCACAGAAGCAGCUGGAGGAGGUCAGGGCCAAUCGCUACCGAGUGGACCAGGAUGUAGUGGCUGCUCAAAGGAAGCUUCGUCAGGCCAGCACCAAUGUUAAACAUUGGAACGUUCAGAUGAACAGAUUGAUGCAUCCUAUUGGACCAGGAGAAAAAAGGUCCUCAGGAGGUGGGUCUUUUUCCAGCUUUCGCAUCCCUUCACAGAAGGAUCCAGGACUACGUCUGAAGCAGAAACCGGAUGACCAGGAUGAGGAAGGCAAAGAAAACAUGGAAACCAGGGGAGGGUGUGAAUCCGACAAGCGUUUGUCUACAAACGGAGACAUGGACAUACCUUAACAUUGAGAAAAAUAUUUUUUAUUUUGCUGUUAAGACUGAUUUGAGUGAAAGGUGCCAAGAGCUCAUGCCGUUAAAAACGCCAUGCUUUUUAAUAUUCUCAUUAUUUGUUAAUAGCUUGUUAAACUGUAAUGUUUUUGUACACUGUCACAUGUUUUACAAGUAUUGUACUGUAGUUGUUAAUUAUCUGAUUGACUCAAAGCUUUAUGUAGACUAAGAUGUACACUGAAUAAAUAUUAUGCAUUUUUCAAGA
Molecule: messenger RNA, 2156 nt
Organism: Pimephales promelas (fathead minnow)
Lineage: Eukaryota; Metazoa; Chordata; Actinopteri; Cypriniformes; Leuciscidae
Gene: def6a
Product: DEF6 guanine nucleotide exchange factor a
Cellular component (GO): nucleus; cytoplasm
Source: RefSeq, a predicted model, not a curated record